AUGGAUGAGCUCAAUCCGGUAAUUGAGCUAGCUCUCUCAAAUUUAGAGCUGAAGUCGAAUGAUUCACGGGAGCAGGAAGAAAAGGAGCAGGAGCAACAAGAACUGAAGGCACCGUCUCUAAACCUCAUCGCUGAAAGCGCAUUUGCUCGACCUCAAAAUGACAUAGACAACAACAAGCAAUCUACCACAAGUAACAAGCAGGACUAUUACACAGCAGUUCAAUGGACAGCCGAUGGUACAUCACUCCUCCUCUCUUCCGCCCUCAACUCAAUUUCCACCUUUGUGCUCCCUGAAGAUCUGCUCGACCCAUCAGCCUCUCGUCCGCGACGUCUCGAGUCGCAAUCAACAAUAACCCUCCCUGAGCCUUCUCAAACUGUUGCCGCAGCCCCCUUCUACUCCCUAGCUGAGCCAAGCUCACAAACUGUACUCGUUGGAUGCCGCGAUCAUCCUCUUCAGCUGUACCACCUCUUCCCUCCCGAUGAUGAUAGUAUCGCGUCGCGCUCUGCCCCACUUGCUUCGUAUAAGUUAAUACGUCGCGAAACGGAAGAGUACAUCACGCCCUCAUCUCUUCUCUGGGAAGGUUCCGGGACUCAUUUCCUUGUUGGAUCGACAAAUCGUCUUGAUCACUUUGACAUGACACGGCCAGGUUCAGAUGGCCCAGUGCUCACUAUACCCACCAUCCCCUCCAAACGCCAUAUCUCAAAGGGAAGCGGCGUUGGCAUGAAGGGCACUGUCGCUGCUCUAGCAUCUUCACCUGUGGAUGGCAAUGGAAACUCUGUCGUUGCAGCGGGAACCUGGACGCGGUGGAUGGGACUGUACGAUGUGCAUCGGUCAGACAAGGUCGUGGCUAAUUGGUCUCUCCCACGACCAGACGAUAUAGAGGGAGGUAUUGGAGGCCAAGGCAUUGUUCAAGUCCGCUGGAGCCCUUGUGGCCGUUAUCUCAUCAUCAGUGAGCGUCACGCCUCUGGCAUGAUCGUAUACGAUAUCCGCGGCACAGGCGAACUUCUCUGCACCCUUCGAGGACGAAGCGCACCCACGCAGCAGAAGAUGUCAGUGGACGUCUUUUCAGGUGACCCAUACGCCGAGUUCCCAUCCUUUGAAGUCUGGGCAGGGAAUCACGACGGCGGCGUCGCAGUCUGGGAAGGUGUUGGCAGCCAGAUUGGUGUUGUAGAUCCCUCGUGGAGUUGGAAGCCGCAUGACGCGCCAGUCGGAGGCACGUCUCUGCAUUCUAGUGGCUCUGUCGUAGCAACAUGUUCGGGAGGAUGGGGUUUUGGGGAUGAGUCUGAAGCUCAGACUGUGUUUGACGAAUCUAGUGUCAAGAUCUGGUCAAUUGGAGGUUGA
Molecule: messenger RNA, 1341 nt
Organism: Fusarium graminearum PH-1
Lineage: Eukaryota; Fungi; Ascomycota; Sordariomycetes; Hypocreales; Nectriaceae
Exons: 1
Coding region: 1-1341 (446 amino acids)
Molecular function (GO): protein binding
Source: RefSeq, a predicted model, not a curated record